GCUCUGCUGAGUGGGUCUGCCGGAGCAGCUGCUUUGAGAAAGUGCGAGAGGAGUUUCGCAUCCCUGGAAAGGUAUCGAGUCCGGAUUCCUCCCCACAAAAAUGCCAUGGUCAGAGCGCAGAAGCCUAAAAAAAGAGAGAGAGCCAGAAAGAAACCAGGUUGGCUAAGCACGCGGAGCGUUCACACGUUCAUUUGCUUCCCGCUUAUGCAGGUGGCGACUCUGACACGCGGGGUGCACGUGUGCACGGCUUCCUUCAGCAAAGCAUUGUGUUCGCGGGGGGUGGGGGUUGCUUACUGACGUCUGCAGUCGUGGAGGGGUGUGAACACGUACACGUGUUGGACGUGGAAGCUUUACAGACGUACUAUCCAUGCCAGAGCUUGAUUACGAAAUCGGAGGAGAUGAUAGGAUCAUAGAAUUGUAGUGUUAGAAGGGACAUUGAGGAUCAUUUAUAGUCCAGCCUCCUGCAAUACAGGAAUAUGUCAGCCGCACGAGCUUCACUGCUUAAUUGUUUUUUUAAAAAAACACAACAACAAAAGUGUAGGCGCCAAAAGGUAGAUUUCUUGCAAAUGUGGAACAGGUUGCACCUGUCAGAGGGUCAGUUCCUGCAGCCGAAGAUGCUUAGAAAGCAGGACCCAGGCCAGAAUGAGCAGCCUUACAGAACGUACUUUAAUGUGUUGGGCAGCAGACAGAAGGCCAAGCACAUCUGCAGUGUUGCCAUUUCUGCCUCACCAGCUGCCCACACUAAGCCUCUGAAGAGGCACCCAUCUACCACCUUGCUAGGGUCCUUGUUCCGUCCUGAGGAGAGUGUGUGACGUGAUACAGCUUUCAUAACUGCCUAUAACUAAGCAUAGAAGUGUAGUAAUCGUACCGCUCUAUUCUGCCUUGGUCAGACCACACCUGGAAUACUGUGUCCAGUUCUGGGCACCACAAUUUAAGAAGGGUGUUGACAAGCUGGAAUGUGUGCAGAGGAGGGCAACCAAGAUGAUCAAGGGUCUAGAAGCCAAGACUUAUGAGGAAUGGUUGAAGGAGCUGGGUAUGUUUAGCCUGGAAAAGAGGAGACUGAGAGGAGAUAUGAUUUUUGUUUUUUUUAGUCAUUUAGUCGUGUCCGACUCUUCAUGGCCCCAUGGACCAGAGCACGCCAGGCACUCCUGUCUUCCACUGUCUCCCGCAGUUUGGUCAAACUCAUGUUAGUAACUUCGAGAACACUGUCCAGCCAUCUCAUCCUCUGUCAUCCCCUUCUCCUUGUGCCCUCCAUCUUUCCCAACAUCAGGGUCUUUUCCAGGGAGUCUUCUCUUCUCAUGAGGUGGCCAAAGUAUUGGAGUCUCAGUUUCAGGAUCUGUCCUUCCAGUGAGCACUCAGGGCUGAUUUCCUUCAGAAUGGAUAGGUUUGAUCUUCUUGCAGUCCAUGGGACUCUCAAGAGUCUCCUCCAGCACCAGAAUUCAAAAGCAUCAAUUCUUCGGCAGUCUUCUUUAUGGUCCAGCUCUCACUUGCAUAUAAUAGCUAUCUUCAAAUGUGUAAACCAGGGGUCAGCAACCUUUUCCAGCCGUGGGCCGGUCCACCGGCCCUCAGACCAUGUGGUGGACCGGACUAUAUUUUUGGGGGGGAAAUUAACAAAUUCCUGUGCCCCACAAAUAAACCAGAGAUGAUUUUAAAUAAAAGCACACAUUCUACUCAUGUAAAAACAUGCUGAUUCCCAGACCCUCCGUGGGCCGGAUUGAGAAGGUGAUUGGGCCGCAUUUGGCCCCUGGGCCUUAGGUUGCAUACGCCUGAUCUAAACGGCUUUCACAUGGAGGAUGGAUCAAGUUUCCUUUCUCCUGCUCUGGAGGGUAGGACCCGAACCAAUGGAUUCAAGUUACAAGAAGAGAUAUUCCGACUAAACUUCAGGAAGAACUUUCUGAGGGGAAGUGGAACGGUCUCCCUUGGGAGGUUGUGGACUCUCCUUCCUUGCAAGUUUUUAAGCAGUGGUUGGAUGGCCAUCUGUCAUGGACGCUUUAGCUGAGAUUCCUACAUUGCGGGGGUUGGACUAGAUGACCCUUGGUCCCCUUCCAAUUGAAAUGUAAAGAUAAAGAAGGUACCUUUUACCAUAUGUGGUGGACGUGUCCUAAGGUGAAAGACUUCUGGGGAAAGAUUUAUAAUGAAUUUUUAAAAAUGUUGAAAUAUACAUUUAUUAAGAAACCAGAAGCCUUUCUACUGGGAAUAAUAGGAUUGGAACUGCCCAAAAAGGAUAUUAGAUUGUUUUUGUAUGCCACCACUGCAGCAAUAAUUUUAUUAGCCAAAAAUUGGAAAUCGCAAGAAAUACCAACAAUAGAAGAAUGGCAGAUGAAGAUGUUGGACUUUUUGGAGCUGGCCGACCUGACUGGAAGAAUCCCCAAUCAGAAAGAAGAGGAACACCAAGAACAAUGGAAGAAGUUUAAAGACUAUUUAAUUAAAUAUUGUAAUAUAAGACAACUAGAAGCUACUUGAAUUUAUCAGUUUGGUUCAGGAAUAGAAUAUGAUUAAAGUGUAAAACAUUAUGGGAGAAAUUAUGAAAAGAAGCUAAGAAAGUAAUUUGAAAAAGUAAAUUUUGUCAGAAAGAAGAGAUUGGAAAACUGCUACAAGGGGAAACAACGGAACUCAGUUAGGGGGGAUUUGAGGAAGUCAAUUAACAAUCAAAAGCAAAUUGGAUUUUAGAAGGAUUGGGUUUAUUGAGGAGAUUUCACCCCUCCCAUAUCCAAGAAUCUCCUGAGGAGUCUGCUGAUUCUCCAGAGAGGAGGAGGCGUGUUCUGCUCUCUACUUACUCUGCUCCAGCACCAAGUCAGUCAGUGUCGGGCAGAGAGAGAGAGAGAGAGAGAGACUGAGUGUUAGAGAUCGUGUGUAGAGAUAAGGUUGCUGCUAAGAGCAGCUGCAGACACUCAGUGCAGCAUUCAUUUAUGCUUAGACCUAUUAAGCUCUGUAUAUAGUUUGUAUAGUUGUAGAUAGAAUAAAGAAGAUAUUCUACAGAGCUGCUCUCCGAGUUGUUUAUAUACUCUGCUAGACUCUGCUAGACUCUGCUGUGCGACGACUGUCUUCUUGUAGAAGUGAAUCCAGUGCUCACAGCUCUAAGCUGUGAGUCCACAGCACUUUGACCUGUUCCUGUGCAGAAGGUGGUCUCUGGAAGUGCUACCCAGCUCGCCUAGCCCAGUUGGGCUGAAGUGGAUGAGUCCAGUUGGUGGCACUGGCUCAAGGGCGAUGCUGACAUUUAUUUGUAUGUCCUUUUUAUCAUUUUUCUUUUCCUUUUCUUUCUUUUUUCUUUUUUGUGUGUUAUAUUUGUUAUAAACCUGGAAAAUUAAUUAAAAAAUGGGGGGGGGGGGAGAGAGCUGUGUGUUUGAGUGCUUAACUUGGCCCCUUUCAGCCUCCCCAAAUUUCUCCCUCUCCUGCAGCGAUGCCCGAGGGCCCGACUGUGAAGAGGUUCCAGCUUCACUGCUCCUCAUUUGUGGGGCAGGGUGUGACCAAAGUAGGGGGAAGCACAAAGCAGAUGAACCCGGAUGAUCUGAAGGGGCUGAUGCUGCAAGACACUCAGGUGAGUCUCGCACCCAUUUGGCUCCCCCAAAUACUUUGUGUAUUUUUCCCUCGUCUCUGCUGCAAUUCAUUUGAAUUUUUACAGCAUUCAUUUUUUUUUUAAAAUAAUUUUUAUUAAAGUUUCAAUCAAAAAUUAAACAACAAACAAAAACAAAAAAAAAAACAUAAAAAAAUACACAAAUACACAAUACAAAUCCCAGAAAGAAAAUAAAAAAAACACGAAGAGCAAGAAUCAACAAUUAAAAAAAACACAUAACAAUUAAAAACAAUAUCUCUUUUCCAUUUCCGUUUUUGAAUUUACUUAUUUUCUGGACUUCCUCAUACCUCCCUCUUUUGUAUUCCAAUCCAAAUUGUUUGUCCAGCAAUUUCUUUUCCACUUUUUUAAUCCCAAUCUUUAAUUUUAAUAUAAUAUAUAACUUCAACUUCUUUAAACCUAAUCUUUGAUCUUAAUGUAAUAUAACAUUGAAAUUUUACCUCUUAAUUGUCAAGUUUCCAUUUCCUUAAACAUCUUUAAACCUAAUCUUUAAUCUUAGACUAAUCUUAGUCUAUCAUUAACUUUAACCUGUACAGCUGGAAACCGCUUAUAUUCAGUCCAACAUCACUCUAGCAUUCUUUAAUUCUGCAAUGUUUCUGAAGAUAGUCUUUGAAUUUCUUCCAGUCUUCCUCCACCAACUCUUCUCCCUGGUCACGGAUUCUACCAGUCAUUUCCGCCAGUUCCAUAUAGUCCAUUAAUUUCAUCUGCCAUUCCUCCAGCGUGGGAAGUUCUUGUGUCUUCCAAUACUUUGCGAUGAGUAUUCUUGCUGCUGUUGUUGCAUACAUAAAGAAAGUUCUAUCCUUUUUAACACCGUUUGGCCGACUAUGCCCAGGAGAAAGGCCUCUGGUUUCUUAGGGAAGGUAUAUUUAAAUACCUUUUUUAAUUCAUUAUAUAUCAUUUCCCAGAAAGCCUUGAUCUUUGGGCAUGUCCACCAAAGGUGAAAAAUGUACCUUCAAUUUCCUUACAUUUCCAACAUUUGUUAUUGGGCAAAUGAUAAAUUUUUGCAAGCUUGACUGGGGUUAUGUACCACCUGUAUAUCAUUUUCAUAAUAUUCUCUCUUAAGGCAUUACAUGCUGUAAAUUUCAUACCUGUGGUCCACAACUGUUCCCAGUCAGCAAACAUAAUGUUAUGUCCAACAUCUUGUGCCCAUUUAAUCAUAGCCGAUUUUACCGUUUCAUCCUGAGUAUUCCAUUUCAACAGCAAGUUAUACAUCUUUGACAAAAUCUUAGUUUUGGGUUCUAACAGUUCUGUUUCUAAUUUGGAUCUUUCCACCUGGAAGCCAAUUUUCUUGUCCAAUUUAAAUGCCUCCAUUAUCUGAAAAUAAUGAAGCCAGUCUCGCACUUUGUUUUUAAUUUUUCAAAACUCUGCAAUUUCAGUCUAUCUCCGUCUUGUUCCAAAAUUUCCCAAUAUUUCGGCCAUUUGACCUCCAUAUUGACCUUUCUCAAGGCUUUCACUUCCAUUGGUGACAGCCACCUUGGGGUUUUGUUUUCUAACAAGUCCUUAUAUCUUAUCCAAACAUUAAAUAGCGCUUUCCUGACAAUGUGGUUUCUAAAUGCUUUAUGUGCUUUGACAUUAUCAUACUAUAAAUAUGCAUGCCAUCCAAAUACAUUAUUAAAACCUUCCAAGUCCAAAAUGUCAGUGUUUUCAAGAAGUAGCCAUUCUUUCAACCAGCAGAAGGCUGCUGAUUCAUAGUAAAGUUUGAGGUCUGGCAGGGCAAAUCCGCCUCUUUCCUUUGCAUCUGUUAGAAUUUUAAAUUUUAUUCUGGGCUUCUUGCCCUGCCAAACAAAUUUAGAAAUAUCUUUCUGCCACCUCUUGAAACAAUCCAUUUUGUCAACAAUCUGCAAAGUUUGAAACAGAAACAACAUUCUAGGCAAUACAUUCAUUUUUAUCGCAGCAAUACGGCCUAGCAGUGAAAGCUUCAAAUUUGACCAAAUUUCUAAGUCUUUUUCACUUCAGACCAACAUUUUUCAUAAUUAUCUUUAAAUAAAUUCCCAUUUUUUGCUGUCAUGUUAAUCCCCAGGUAUUUAACUUUCUUAACCACUGUUAAACCUGUCUCAUUCUGAAACCUCUCUCUUUCAAACGGUGUUAAAUUUUUCUCUAAAACCUUGGUUUUUAACUUGUUCAAGAAUUUUUACAGCAUUCAGAAUAAUACUUCUGUAUGUUUAUUCAAAACCUGCCAAGGAUUCCAGUUCAUUUUGUUGUCUCUUUAAGUAGUUUGUAAAAAGUUCCCAUUCUUCUUUGAAGUCACAGUUGUCUUUCUCUCGCAAUUUGUAUGUCAGUUUUGCAUAACAGAUAGAUAAUUUAAGGAUUUAUAAAAUUUUACAAUAUGCAGAGAAUAAUAUGUGUUGAGAAAUCAGAGAGUGGAGCUGAGGGAAGUCACGGGGGGGGGAGGCGGAGGGCUUUUUGUGGAGGGGGAGGGAAAAAAGAGGGAGGAAAUAAUGAAGAGGAUAUGUUUUGAUAAUUUGUUAUGUUGAAAUUCUUAAUAAAAAUUAUUUUCAAAAAAAAAAGAAAGGGAAAAAAAGAAUAAUAUUGCUGUAAAUUGGUGGGAUCUAGACUUGACCUAAAUUUCUGGAAUCAAGUGGGUGCUAGAAUUUAAUUAAUGCUUGGAGUAUUAAAACUAGGUAGUCACACCCAAUGUGUUUUUAAGCUGUUGGACGCGUCAACAGCUACUAAAGAUAAGCUGCUUUGACAUCUGUAUUGGAUGUUUCUAAAUCCUCUGAAAUUAGCAUGUGCAGUAUUAAGUUUUAAUUAGGCCAAGCCCAAGAUGAUGCUUUGAGUGAUGUAAAGGUAAAGGGACGCCUGACCAUUAGGUCCAGUCGCAGCCGACUCUGGGGUUGCGGUGCUCAUCUCGCUUUACUGGCCGAGGGAGCCGGCGUACAGCUUCCGGGUCAUAUAGCCAGCAUGACUAAGCCGCUUCUGGCGAACCAGAGCAACGCACGGAAACGCCUUUACAUUCCCGCCGGAGCAGUACCUAUUUAUCUACUUGCACUUUGACGUGCUUUUGAACUGCUAGGUUGGCAGGAGCAGGGACCGAGCAACGGGAGCUCACCCCGUCGCGGGGAUUCGAACCGCCGACCUUCUGAUCGGCAAGUCCUAUGCUCUGUGGUUUAACCCACAGCGCCACCCGAGUCCCCUUUUGAGUGAUGUAUUAACAGCUAAUUAACAGACCAGUUUCCUUGUAGGGAGCUACUGGCAGCUUAGCUGGUAGAGCAUGUCUUUAUCAGUGAUGGCCAAACUUUCCUCUCCAGCUGUUUUGGGACUACAACUCCCAUCAUCUCUAGCUAACAGGACCGAUGGUCAGGGGUGAUGGGAAUUGUAGUCCCAAAACAGCUAGAGGGCCAGUUUUGGGCAUCACUGUUAGAGUCAUGGGUUCAAACGCCACAUUGGGCAAAAGAUUCCUGCAUUGCAGGGGGUUGGACUAGAUGACCCUCGGGGUCCCUUCCAGCUCUUACAAUUCUAUGGCUCUAUGAUAGCCUGUUUGGUAAUGAUCUGCUAGCACAACAAAGGCUCAAAUGCCAAUCUCCUUUGCAAACGAUUUCUCCCUCAACUGAGAAGCCAAUGCUAGUGUUUUAGGAAUGACAGUUUGGAGUUAUGGAACGGAGUUAGCAAGCAGCGGGUUGGGGAGAGAGAGUCAGAGAGCGAUGGUGUUGCUGUGUGCCUCCCAGAUUUUUCCUGAUGAGCUUGUGAAGUUGCUAUGUGAGUUCAUUCUGAAGACUUCGGCAAGUAUCCCAUCAGGUCCACCGGCUUGGUUGUUUUCCAGUUGGUGGUUGUUGUUGUUUAGUCGUUUAGUCAUGUCCGACUCUUCGUGACCCCAUGGACCAGAGCAUGCCAGGCACUCCUGUCUUCCACCGCCUCCCGCAGUUUGGUCAGGCUCAUGUUUGUAGCUUCGAGAACACUGUCCAACCAUCUCGUCCUCUGCCGUCCCCUUCUCCUUGUGCCCUUCAUCUUUCCCAACAUCAGGGUCUUUUCCAGGGGUCUUCUCUUCUCAUGAGGUGGCCAAAGUAUUGGAGCCUCAGCUUCAGGAUCUGUCCUUCCAGUGAGCACUCAGGGCUGAUUUCCUUCAGAAUGGAGAGGUUUGAUCUUCUUGCAGUCCAUGGGACUCUCAAGAGUCUCCUCCAGCACCAGAAUUCAAAAGCAUCAAUUAUUCGGCGAUCAGCCUUCUUUAUGGUCCAGCUCUCACUUCCAUACAUCACUACUGGGAAAACCAUAGCUUUAACUAUACGGACCUUUCUUGGCAAGGUGAUGUCUCUGCUUUUUAAGAUGCUGUCUAGGUUUGCCAUCGCCUUUCUCCCAAGGAGCAGGGGUCUUUUAAUUUCGUGACUGCUGUCACCAUCUGCAGUGAUCAUGGAGCCCAAAAAAGUAAAAUCUCUCGCUGCCUCCAUUUCUUCCCCUUCUAUUUGCCAGGAGGUGAUGGGCCCAGUGGCCAUGAUCUUCAUUUUUUUGAUGUUGAGCUUCAGACCAUAUUUUGUGCUCUCCUCUUUCACCCUCAUUAAAAGGUUCUUUAAUUCCUCCUCGCUUUCUGCCAUCAAGGUUGUGUCAUCUGCAUAUCUGAGGUUGUUGAUAUUUCUUCCGGCAAUCUUAAUUCCGGCUUGGGAUUCAUCCAGUCCAGCCUUUCGCAUGAUGAAUUCUGCAUAUAAGUUAAAUAACCAGGGAGACAAUAUACAGCCUUGCCGUACUGCUUUUCCAAUUUUGAACCAAUCAGUUGUUCCAUAUCCAGUUCUAACUGUAGCUUCUUGUCCCACAUAGAGAUUUCUCAGGAGACAGAUGAGGUGAUCAGGCACUCCCAUUUCUUUAAGAACUUGCCAUAGUUUGCUGUGGUCGACACAGUCAAAGGCUUUUGCAUAGUCAAUGAAGCAGAAGUAGAUGUCUUUCUGGAACUCUCUAGCUUUCUCCAUAAUCCAGCGCAUGUUUGCAAUUUGGUCUCUGGUUCCUCUGCCCCUUCGAAAUCCAGCUUGCACUUCUGGGAAUUCUCGGUCCACAUACUGCUUAAAUCUGCCUUGUAGAAUUUUAAGCAUAACCUUGCUGGCAUGUGAAAUGAGUGCAAUUGUGCGGUAGUUGGCGCAUUCUUUGGCACUGCCCUUCUUUGGGAUUGGGAUGUGGACUGAUCUUCUCCAAUCCUCUGGCCACUGCUGAGUUUUCCAAAUGUGCUGGCAUAUUGAGUGUAGCACCUUGACAGCAUCAUCGUUUAAAAUUUUAAAUAGUUCAGCUGGAAUAUCAUCACUUCCACUGGCCUUGUUAUUAGCAGUGCUUUCUAAGGCCCAUUUGACUUCAUUCUCCAGGAUGUCUGGCUCAAGGUCAGCAACCACACUACCUGGAGUGUACGAGACAUCCAUUUCUUCUUUCUGGUAUAAUUCCUCUGUGUAUUCUUGCCACCUCUUCUUGAUGUCUUCUGCUUCUGUUAGGUCCUUUCCACUUUUGUCUUUUAUUAUGGUAAUCUUUGUACGAAAUGUUCCUUUCAUAUCUCCAAUUUUCUUGAACAGAUCUCUGGUUUUUCCCAUUCUAUUGUUUUCCUCUAUUUCUUUGCAUUGCUCGUUUAAGAAGGCCUUCUUGUCUCUCCUUACUAUUCUUUGGAAAUCUGCAUUCAAUUUCCUGUAUCUUUUACUAUCUCCCUCACAUUUUGCUUGCCUUCUCUCCCCCACUAUUUGUAAGGCCUCGUUGGACAGCCACUUUGCUUUCUUGCAUUUCCUUUUCAUUGGGAUGGUUUUAGUUGCUGCCUCCUGUAUAAUGUUACGAGCCUCCAUCCAUAGUUCUUCAGGCACUCUGUCCACCAAAUCUAAAUCCUUAAACCUGUUCCUCACUUCCACUGUGUAUUCAUAAGGGAUUUGACUUAGAUUGUAUCUUACUGGCCCAGUGGUUUUUCCUACUUUCUUCAGUUUAAGCUUGAAUUUUGCCCAAAGAAGCUGAUGAUCUGAGCCACAGUCAGCUCCAGGUCUUGUUUUUGCUGACUGUAUAGAGCUUCUCCAUCUUUGGCUGCAGAGAAUAUAAUCAAUCUGAUUUCGAUGCUGCCCAUCUGGUGAUGUCCAUGUGUAGAGUCGUCUCUUGUGUUGUUGGAAAAGAGUGUUUGUGAUGACCAGCUUGUUCUCUUGGCAGAACUCUAUUAGCCUUUGCCCUGCUUCGUUUUGAACUCCAAGGCCAAACUUGCCAGUUGUUCCUUUUAUCUCUUGACUCCUACUUUAGCAUUCCAAUCCCCUAUAAUGAGAAGAACAUCCUUCUUUGGUGUCAUUUCUAUAAGGUGUUGUAAGUCUUCAUAGAAUUGGUCAAUUUCAGUUUCUUCAGCACCAGUGGUUGGUGCAUAAACUUGGAUUACUGUGAUGUUAAAAGGUCUGCCUUGGAUUCAGUAUCGAGAUCAUUCUAUCAUUUUUGAGAUUGCAUCCCAGUACAGCUUUUGCCACUCUUUUGUUGACUAUGAGUGCCACUCCAUUUCUUUUACGGGAUUCUUGCCCACAGUAGUAGAUAUGAUGGUCAUCCGAACUGAAUUCGCCCAUUCCCAUCCAUUUUAGUUCACUGAUGCCCAGGAUGUCAAUAUUUAUUCUUGCCAUCUCAUUUUUGACCACAUCCAACUUACCAAGGUUCAUGGUUCUUACAUUCCAGGUUCCUAUGCAAUAUUUUUCUUUACAGCAUUGGACUUUCCUUUCGCUUCCAGGCAUAUCCGCAACUGAGCGUCCUUUCGGCUUUGGCCCAGCCGCUUCAUCAGCUCUGGAUCUACUUGUACUUGUCCUCCGCUCUUCCUCAGUAGCAUGUUGGACGCCUUCCGACCUGAGGGGCUCAUCUUCCAGCGUCAUAACUUUUAUAUGCCUGUUGUCUUUGUCCAUGGAGUUUUCUUGGCAGGGAUACUGGAGUGGCUUGCCAGUUCCUGCUCCAGGUGGAUCACGUUUGGUCAAAACUCUCCACUAUGACCUGUCCAUCUUGGGUGGCCCUGCACAGCAUAGCUCAUAGCUUCUCUGAGUUAUUCAAGCCCCUUCGCCACGGCAAGGCAGUGAUCCAUGAAGGGGCCAGUUGGUGGUGCUGUGGUCUAAACCACUGAGCCUCUUGGGCUUGCUGAUCAGAAGGUUGGAGGUUUGAAUCCCCACAACGGAGUGAGCUCCCGUUGCUCUGUCCCUGCUCCUGCCAACCUAGCAGUUUGAAAGCACGCCAGUGCAAGUAGAUAAAUAGGUACCACUGCAGUGAGAAGGUAAACGGCGUUCCCGUGUGCCCUGGUUUCCAUCAGGGUGUUCCAUUGUUUAAGAAGCAGUUUAGUCAUGCUGGCCACAUAAUCCGGAAAACUGUCUGUGGACAAACGCCGGCUCCCUCAGCCUGAAAGCGAGAUGAGUACCGCAACCCCAUAGUCGCCUUCGACUGGACUUAACCGUCCAGGGGUCCUUUACCUUUACCCAUAGCUGUACAGUCAUACCUCAUGUUACGUUUGCUUCGUGUUACGUUCUUUCAGGUUACGUCCCGCAGCGACCCGGAAGUACUGGAAAGGUUUAUUUCCGGGUUUCGCCGCUCGCACAUGCGCAGAAGUGCAAAAUGACGUCAUGCACAUGUGCAGGAGCAGCGAAUCGCAACCCACACGUGUGCAGACGCGCCACUGCAGGUUGCGCUCUUUUCAUGUUGCGAACGGGCCUCCGGAACAGAUCCCGUUCACAGCCAGAGGUACCACUGUUCACAACUCUAGAUGGCUCUUGAGGUUCCUUCCAACUCUAUGAUUUCUUUAUUCUAUGAACUCUGGAAAUUGUACACCUGUAUGAUGAAUACAGUGUAGAACAGAAAACGAUGCCUUCUGAUAUCCCCAAUUUUUUUCAGGUCCUUGGGAAGAAUUUGUUCCUGGCUUUUGGUGGAGUUCAGGAAGCAGCGACAAGCCACGAGGGCUCGUCUACAGAACCUUCCGAACCCGGGUCAAGCAGCCAGGGGAUGGGCCUUGACAGAGGCAGUCCCAUUCUCCAGAGCUGGGAAGGAGGCAAGGCCGACUCUGGGGGUCCGGGGGGCCCCCUGCAGGAGGAGCAUGAAGCUGAUUUGCCAUCAUUUAUGGACGACACUGCCGGACCCCCUUGGAAAUGGCUACGAUUCCACUUUUGGCUCUAUGGGAGCGUCCGUGCCAAUGAGUUUGCAAGGGCCAACAAGGCUAAUAAAAGAGGGGACUGGAAAGAUCCAGUUCCCAGGUACGAAUUUGAUAAUUGCUACGCUGUGCAGAGGGACGCGGGUGGUGCUGUGGGUUAAAGCACAGAGCCUAGGACUUGCUGAUCAGAAGGUCGGCAGUUCGAAUCCCUGUGAAGGGAGGCGUUGCGCAUUUUGAGCAGCCAGCUUUUCUCAUGAAACGCAAGGAAGUGAACAGGAGCACCAAACUGCCCAUGAAUUAUAAUCCCCAGAUUUGCACGGCUGCGUAAGAUUGAAGUGUCUUAAGCAAGAAUGAGAUAAACCUGCAUCUGGAAGUAUCAGCCUGCUAUGGGCCUAAGUCCCAAGGUGUUUAGGGCUUUGUAAAUGAGAGGUAAAGGGACGUGGGUGGCACUGUGGGUUAAACCACAGGGCCUAGGACUUGCCGAUCAGAAGGUUGGCGGGUCGAAUCCCCGCGACGGGGUGAGCUCCCGUUAUUCGGUCCCUGCUCCUGCCAACCUAGCAGUUCGAAAGCACGUCAAAGUGCAAGUAGAUAAAUAGGUACCGCUCUGGUGGGAAGGUAAAUGGCGUUUCCGUGCACUGCUCUGGUUCGCCAGAAGCGGCUUAGUCAUGCUGGCCACAUGACCCGGAAGCUGUAUGCCAGCUCCCUUGGCCAAUAAAGCAAGAUGAGCGUCGCAACCCCAGAAUCGGCCAUGACUGGACCUAAUGGUCAGGGGUCCCUUUACCUUUACCUUUACCUUUACGCUGUGCAGAUGCCACAAAAAAAUAGGCCCAGGUAGCUUCCUGUUUGCACAGAGUUGUGAGCAAAAAUUGUCAUAAGUCCUAAUGCAAGUGUUAGCCUACAGUGACAUGGAUUUCAAGCACUGGCAAAUAGACCAAGGCAGCAGCUUGCACUUUUUCUAAACCAGAGGUGCAGAACCUUCGGCUCACAGGCUAAUCUUUUUGCAAAAACACGUCCAGCCAUCCAUCAGCUGAUUGGCUGGGUCAGGGCCAGAUUUAGAGUUGUGCAGGCGGUUCCCUGUACCAGGCAUCAACCUAAGAGGGCCAACAACAACAACAACCUUUAUAUGAGUACCUACUGAGAAGAUCUACAAAAAUGUAACUUUACCAAAAAGAAUUAUUGUGCUAAUAGGAAAUAUUUAGGGAUGGGGGCACUAAAUUUCCUCCUUGCUCAGGGUGCCAUAUUACCAAAAUCCGCCCCGUCUGGCUUGGACUUCUAAUUUAAGCAAGCAGGUGGGCCAGAGGACAGAGGAUUCUGUGCAGUGUGUCCUCUCUCCUGUUGCUCGCUUGAAGGAGAAGUGUGCAGCUGCUUCAAAGAGCACUUUUGUGGAGCUCUGUUUUGAACCUGUGCAGGCUAUUUGAAGCAGCCUUCCUGCCUCUUUCAAACAUUGGCUGGGCGAGGUGGAGUUGAGGGGAGGAAUGCACCAGUCUGCAAUUUUGCAACGCCCUUUUCUAAACAUCACUGAGCAAUGUUAAAAGGAAGGGUACACUGCUUCAAAGAGUGCUUUUGCAAAGGGGUUUCAGACAGGUCUCCUUUGACGCAGACAGCAGAGCAGGGGGAAUUGUCUUAAAAGCCCCUUGCAAACAGUAGAAGGACUUUGAAGCUGUAGCAGGCUACCAACAGCCCAAUGUCUGCCUGAUGAUUGGAGACGCUGCACGUGGGAUUUGGAAAGAUGAGUGGAGCCACCCACCUGUCAAUCACUUGACACCAUUUGAUUGACAUACAGGUGGUCCCUGCUUCUCAGAUUUGGCCAGAUCACAAUAAGACUCUGGAUCAUAGAGACCAAAAUGUUUCCCCACCCCUAUUCUAAGACAAUAAGGUAAUCUUCGUUCGACUUUCAGGCUGGUUCUGCAUUUUGAUAGAGGGGGCUUUCUCGUCUUUUAUAACUGCCGGAUCCAUAGCUGUUCUUCUCCUACUGCUGAGCCAGCUACUGAUAUCCUGAGCUUGGAGUUUGAUCAGGAACGCGCUUUGGGGGCCCUGUGCAAAGCUGUACCUGUGUGCCACACCCUCCUGGACCAAAGAUAUUUCUCAGGGCUUGGUAUGUAUCGGGUUGUACAGUAUCUCUUUAGUUUUCUUCCCAGUACAGUGGUACCUUGGUUCUCAAACGUAAUCCGUUCCGGAAGUCCGUUCCAAAACCAAAGCAUUCCGAAACCAAGGCGAGCUUUCCCAUAGAAAGUAAUGCAAAAUGGAUUAAUCCAUUCCAGAUUUUUAAAAACAAUCCCUAAAACAGCAAUUUAACAUGAAUUUUACUAUCUAAGGACACCAUUGAUCCAUAAAAGGAAAUCAAUAAAAAAUGUACAGUGGUACCUCGGGUUACAGACACUUCAGGCUACAGAUGCUUCAGGUUACAGAUGCUUCAGGUUACAGACUAACCCAGAAAUAGUACCUUGGGUUAAGAACUUUGCUUCAGGAUGAGAACAGAAAUCACGGAGUGGCAGCACGGCAGCAGCGGGAGGCCCUAUUAGCUAAAGUGGUACCUCAGGUUAAGAACAGUUUCAGGUUAAGAACGGUGGUGAAGGUCCUGUGUGAGUGUCUGGAGGCGGGUGGAGGAUGGAUGGCGGCUAACAGAUUGAGGUUGAAUCCUGACAAGACAGAAGUACUGUUUUGAGGGAAAAGGAGGCGGGCGGUUGUGGAAGACUCCCUGGUCCUGAAUGGGGUAACUGUGCCCCUGAAGGACCAGGUGUGCAGCCUGGGAGUCAUUUUGGACUCGCAGCUGUCCAUGGAAGCACAGGUCAAUUCUGUGUCCAGGGCAGCUGUUUAUCAACUCCAUCUGAUACACAGGCUGAGACCCUACCUGCCCGCAGACUGUCUCACCAGGGUGGUGCAUGCUCUAGUUAUCUCCCACUUGGACUACUGCAAUGUGCUUUAUGUGGGGCUGCCUUUGAAGGCGACCUGUAAACUACAACUAAUCCAGAAUGCGGCAGCUAGACUGGUGACUGGGAGUGGCCGCUGAGACAAUAUAACACCGGUCCUGAAAGCCCUCCAUUGGCUCCCAGUACUUUUCCGAGCGCAAUUCAAAGUGUUGGUGCUGACCUUUAAAGCCCUAAACGGCCUCAUCCCAGUAUACCUGAAGGAGCGUCUCCACCCCCAUCAUUCAGCCUGGACACUGAGGUCCAGCUCCAAGGGUCUUCUGACGGUUCCGUCCCUGCAAGAAGUGAGGUUACAGGGAACCAGGCAGAGGCCUUCUCGGUAGUGCCCCCCCCCCCCCCCGUGGAACGCCCUCUCAUCAGAUGUCAAAGAAAUAAACAACUAUCAGACUUUUAGGAGACAUCUGAAGGCAGCCCUGUUUAGGGAAGCUUUUAAUAUUGGAUGAAUCAUUGUAUUUUAAUAUUCUGCUGGAAGCUGCCCAGAGUGCCUGGGGAAACCAAGCCAGAUGGGCGGGGUAUAAAUAAUAUAUUAUCAUUAUCAUUAUCAUUUUGUCUUCUUUUUUUUCUUUUUUUUUGUAUCUCUUCGCCUACUAUACCCAGUAAAAAGGCUUCUGGUUUUUUUUAACAAAAGUAUUUUUGAACAUUUUCUUUGACUCAUUAUACAGUGGUACCUCGGGUUAAGAACUUAAUUCAUUCUGGAGGUCCGUUCUUAACCUGAAACUGUUCUUAACCUGAAGUACCACUUUAGCUAAUGAGGCCUCCCGCUGCUGCCACCGCACAAUUUCUGUUCUCAUCCUGAAGCAAAGUUCUUAACCCGAGGUACUAUUUCUGGGUUAGCAGAGUCUGUAACCUGAAGCGUCUGUAACCCGAGGUACCACUGUAUAUCAUUUCCCAGAAAACCUUUACCUCUUUACAAGUCCACCACAUAUGGUAAAAGAUACCUUCCUUUUCUUUACAUUUCCAACACUCACUAGAUCUUGUCCUAUGCAUUUUAGCAAGUUUUGAUGUUGUUAAAUGCCCUGUUUUAAACAUUUCAUCCCAGGGAAUAUCAUUAAGAACGAGGCCCUGUACCUAGCGAAGAUCCAUCCACUCUCCCUCGGAUCCCUCCUGCCACUCCCGGAACUCAGGUCCCUACUUGACCAUGCUGUUCGCUUCGCCUCGGAGUGGUUCAUCAACAAGCAGCAGAGAGGGAGGCAACAUUGGCAGAUCUACCAGAAAGAGAGAUGCCCUGAAGGGCACCAGGUGAGGAAAGAAGCCUUUGGUCCCCCAGAUGGACUGAGAAGACUUACCUGGUGGUGUCCCCAGUGCCAGCCUCAAGUUGGUCAGGAAGAGGAUGAGGACCUUUCUACUCGCGGCAGUUGAAGGGUUAAGCCUCUCUGCCCCCGGUUGGAUUGUGCUAGGAUGCUAAAAUUUGAAGAGAGAGCAGUGCAGGGUGGGCGGGCACAUGCCCACGAUUGCUAUGGAGAAGCCACCCAAACCAUAACCAUUUCCAACCUGGUUUUAAUACUGACGAGUACUUACCAAGCGGCUAGUCCUCAUCGUAUUGUGGCAUUCAUGUCCCCAGUCCUCGCUUGGGUGAUGGUGGGGUGUUGUUGUUGUUUGAAAUGUGGCCUUGGGCCAUGUUAAGCGUGAGCCGGAUCACAGUUAAAUGAAAGAUGUUGGACUAACAAAAACGGAGACAGCUGUUGAACUUUGAGUUUCUCAGUAUGAAAGACAGAUUUUUCAGUUAGCAUAGCAGCCAAGGCUGUUGCAAUAGACAGCAGAAGUUUAGCAUUCUGCCUUUUUGGAGAAUGAGAGCCCCAUAUAGAUGUUGAGAAGUUCCUGGUUUCUGUAUUAAAGUUUUAUUCGUUCCUUGACAGAAA
Messenger RNA from Podarcis lilfordi (Lilford's wall lizard), 16392 nucleotides. NCBI's taxonomy places the organism in Eukaryota, Metazoa, Chordata, Lepidosauria, Squamata, Lacertidae. The record is from the annotation of a GenBank genome assembly.